This is a messenger RNA of Octopus bimaculoides (California two-spot octopus), 722 nucleotides long. RefSeq lists its product as uncharacterized. Gene Ontology annotation, molecular function: RNA polymerase I core promoter sequence-specific DNA binding. The record is from RefSeq and is a predicted model, not a curated record. Gene Ontology annotation, biological process: transcription by RNA polymerase I. Lineage: Eukaryota; Metazoa; Mollusca; Cephalopoda; Octopoda; Octopodidae. Gene Ontology annotation, cellular component: fibrillar center.
UGGUGCAGCCUCAGUCAAAUUGUCCAACCCAUGCCAGCAUGGAAGGCAGACAUUAACCGAUGAUGAUGAUGUACCUAUUCUAUUCUAAAUAUCUGUAUAACUUGGUACGGUGGUCUGAUGCUGAAAGUUCUAAUGGAACUUAUCCAACUGCAACUGCUCAGGUCGACAAAGAAUUUGGUGAACGAGAGUCUCAACUUUCAUCACCAACGCAUCUUCAGUCUUCAAGCCAACAAACAGUCUCAACUUCCGUUAAAGAAAUUUUUCCGUCUUUACCAACAUAUUUACAAGAAUCAGACAGACAUAAAACUUCUCACAAAACUGACUUUACUAAGUUAUCUCAUUCUCAGCCGACCACAUCUCUUCGAUCACAAAUGUUUGAUUCCGGUAGCUUAUCACCACCUCUAUCACAAACGGUCCAUUCUAAGGAUUUCUCAAAAAGAAAAUCACUAUUUACUAAGACUGACAGCAUGUUAAAAUCACCAACUUCUUCAAGUAUGAAUCAGUUUGAAGAUGGUUUUGGUGGGUCACCAACUCAUUCAAAAAUGCGUCAAUCUGCUGAUCUAUUUAGAAGAUCUCCAUCAAUUGAAAGACAGCCAUUAUUUUCACAACAACUUAAUCCUUUUCACAGCUUCAGCUCAUCAUUAUUAACAUCUAUCAGUCAACCAGUAAAAAUAGUACGGAAACAAAAAUACCAAGAAGGAUUUUAAUCAUGUAUUCUCUCA